This is a messenger RNA of Effrenium voratum, 1299 nucleotides long. Lineage: Eukaryota; Dinophyceae; Suessiales; Symbiodiniaceae. The record is from the annotation of a GenBank genome assembly.
AGGCAAUUUAGCCACUUCGGCUCAGGCAUAGGCUCUUGCAAUGGCUGCCCAAGAGCGAAGGAUGCGAAGGUCGGCAGCGCCGCUGCUGCUGCUGGGGGGCGCAGCUGUCUCCUGCGCUCCUGCGUUCGUUGCUGUCACUUCAGCGCCGCGUACUGCGCCGGCACGGGCGGUGGCGCCGGUGAGCCACGUGGCAAGCGCCGGGCCAGAGACGGGCAGAUCGCAGCUGGCCGGCGCGGCCGUCGCGGCGGCCUCCCUCCUCGCAGCCAACGCGGCCCGGCGCGCACGCACCGCGCGGCGCGCGGAGGAGAAGGGAGCGCUGCAGCAGCUCUUGGGCAUGAAGGGCGCGGGCGAGACGGAUGACACGCCGCUGUGGAAGAUUCGGCUGCAGCUUUGCAAGCCCGUCACGUGGCCUCCGCUGAUCUUCGGCGUCAUCGCAGGCGUGUGCGCCAGCGGCAACUUCGACUGGGGACAGGCGACUGGAGCGGACUACGCCAAGUUGUUGACCUGCGUUCUUUUGUCCGGGCCGGUGUUGGUCGGCUACACGCAGACGCUGAACGAUUGGUACGACAAAGACCUGGAUGCCAUCAACGAACCCUACCGUCCCAUCCCCUCGGGACGCAUCACGGAGGAGGAGGUUUGGCAGCAGAUCUACGUCCUGGGCGGCGUAGGUCUUGCCAUGGCCCUGGCACUGGACGUAUGGCAGGGCCACUGGCCUCCCACCGUCUUCGCCGUGGCGGUGGUGGGUGUGCUCAUGGCUUACAUCUACUCCGCGCCACCGCUGAAGCUGAAGCAGAACUGGAUCACCGGGUGUUAUGCCCUCGGCUCUAGCUAUAUCGCCCUGCCCUGGCUUGCAGGGCAGUGCACCUUCGGCGAGGUCACGCCAGAGAUCAUCGCUCUGACGCUUUGGUACUCCGUGGCCGCAGUGGGCAUUGCCAUCGUGAACGACUUUAAGAGCGUAGAAGGAGACAAGAAGCUUGGCUUGUCCUCUGCCCCAGUAGUCUUCGGAAUUGACACUGCCAAGUACAUGGCCCCGGCCAUCAAGGACACGGUGCAACUGACCAUCGUGGCGUACCUGCUCUACAUCGGGGAGUGGCCCUACGCUCUUGGCCUUUUCUGCCUGAUCAUUCCACAAGUCUACUUCGCGAAGACGCUCUUCAUCGAGGACCCCCUCAAGAACGACGUGAAGUAUCAGGGCUCCUCCCUUCCAUUCUUCAGCAUCGGGACCAUUGUGGCGGCCUCCGCCAUUGGCAACAACCCAUUGCACUGAGGCCGAAGGAUUUUCAUUUAGCGGCGCAACAG